Molecule: messenger RNA, 1364 nt
Organism: Babesia bovis T2Bo
Lineage: Eukaryota; Apicomplexa; Aconoidasida; Piroplasmida; Babesiidae
Exons: 3
Coding region: 97-1362 (421 amino acids)
Source: RefSeq, a predicted model, not a curated record
UCUUCUGCUUUCGGUGUGUAUGUUGCUUCUAAUGUUGUUUGAUUAUUAGAGGCUAUCGUUUUUUAGAAUUUCUCAUUGUUUUAAGUAACGGUACACAUGGCAACUCCGCGUGAUUUUGCGGAUUUCAAAGAUGCAGUAGCCUUGGUUGCUGAGCAUCUUCCUGAUGGUUUUACCUGCUGUGCAGGUUUACUUCCACCGCAGGUAUCUAGACGAAUAGUUAGGGAUUUCAAUGAUGAUGGGCAGUCGAGUGUGUUUGAAGGUACUCCUUCUGCGCUAUUGAUUGAAUUUCCAUUUCGUAAGCUAUUGCUGGAGUCUAGGGUUGUGCAACGUAUCUGCUAUGGCAUGGAUGAUUGCAACAGGCCAUUAUUUGCUAAAAGCAGCUCGCCGAAAAACAAUCUGUUGCUACUUGAUCCAGCUAGGUUGACUAUUUAUCUAAAGGAUCGCCUUGACUCUACUAAGCGGAAGUUGUUGAUGAAAUGCUUCACUGCGGACAUUUGGUUAGGUUUCUUGAAGAUGCUGAGUUUAGGUAUAGGCGAGAGGAUACGUAUGGUAUACGCCAUGUCAGAGGAUCCCAUUAUGGACGACGAGUUGUUAUGCUCUUUGGAAGACUUACAACUCGAGCUGGUGAGUAUUACAUCUAGGUUUACCAAUUGCAACUCGCCGGGGUAUACUCUAGAAGAUAUAGAGACUAUUAUAUUAGACGGUUGCUCUGCAGCACUGUCUACUUCCCAGCACAUUAACAACAAGUGGGAUAAUAUGCCUGAAAUUGGUAGAACUAUCUCUGACCUUAUCGUGUUCUUACAAAACAGUAUCGCAAAAAUCAACGCUCUUAUCGCUCCUGGGACGCAUGAUGCAAACCAGGAAGGUGGACAUAGUCCUGUAUCUCCGGGCAAUAUUGAUGUCGGUCAACUUAGGGAGUGCUGCACAAAUAUCGUGAGAUACUUAUCUAAAGCCGCAUCUGACCUUAGCAUUGCAAAGAUUAAAAUUUUAGAAAGACGUGAUGAGCUAUUUCAGCGAUCUGAUAUAUUUGGGGCCAUUUCGCAGGCGGUCUUCAAGCGUGGUAUACAUACAACAGAGUUUAGCGUUGAAGAGGUUGUCCCUAUGAUUGUUAUGUCACAUUGCAUUGGUGCUUAUGGCAUCAGGGAGUGGUGCAUACGUUACGUGGUAGAGAAGCAGGUUAUAGCUGCUAAUGUUUAUGAAGAUGAGCUUGCAUCACGUGAUGACAAGCAUCUAUCCAUGUUGAAGCCUUCGGCAUUUUUCAGGACCGCUGGUGCCGUAUCUCCUGAAACCAAGGACUUCAUCACCAUUCUGCCUAUCGACUUAUUACAGUACAUGUCGAAUCUGUCGAAUAAAGCGGUGUAACA